This is a messenger RNA of Cheilinus undulatus (humphead wrasse), 4726 nucleotides long. Its product is annotated as RNA exonuclease 5-like. The transcript has 20 exons. Bases 69 to 2498 code for a protein of 809 amino acids. The record is from RefSeq and is a predicted model, not a curated record. Gene Ontology annotation, cellular component: nucleus. Gene Ontology annotation, molecular function: RNA binding; exonuclease activity. Lineage: Eukaryota; Metazoa; Chordata; Actinopteri; Labriformes; Labridae.
CAACGUAACGUGCAACAGUGCCUGUACGCUAGCCAUGUGUUUUUAGCUUCUGUCAAUGAAAUUAAAACAUGAAUUUGAACCUAGAGGACAGUGAGACCAUCACCCUGAACAUCGAGCUUUUGCCACCAGCAGCAGUGACAUGCAACAGACAGAAAAAAAGGAAUGUCGACUCCGGAGCACAUGAGAAGGCCAAGAGAUUAAAAACUGUGCCAGAUAGUGAGAAAUCACUGGAGUGUCAAAGUUCCUCUUACUCUUCGAGGAUCUCUGUGCCGCCUGAACGCCUUGGGCAACCAAUUACAGUGAGCGAGCUGACGGAGCUGCUGCAUUACGCCGCUCUGGGGAAAACAGGUGGCAUUAAACGGCCCAGUUGGUGCCGUCUGUCCCAUCAGAAGAGGAUUAAAGCAAUAAAUGUGGUGGUACUGGAGGGUCUAACCCAGGGCCACUUUUACAGACACUACCUUGCUCUCAAACACCUCCGGAGUAACUACACCACGAGAGUCACAUUUACCCCAACAUCUACCAACCUGCCAUCAGGAAUCUUCAGCAAUAAACUUCCUGAAUCAGACGGUCUAACACGAACCCUCUCACAAAGAGAAAAUAAGAACAAUGGACUGCACAGAGGGCUGAUGAGUCACCCAGUAAUCACCAAGUUUGGGACACAGACAAGAGGACUGACAGCGUAUGUUCUCCCCCAAGAUGAGAUGAUCAAGCGACAUUUUCCUGUCAAAGGAAUGCCAGGCUUUGAAGAGUUUGUGUGCACAGAAAGUGUCGACUGUGUGACCGACAGCAGUCCUCUGUAUGGACUAGACUGUGAAAUGUGUCUCACAGUAAAGGGCUAUGAGCUAGCUCGUGUUUCUUUGGUGGACAAUGAUGGGAACUGUGUUCUGGACGAGCUGGUAAAACCUCAGAGAAUAGUCCUCAACUACCUCACAGAGUUCUCUGGUAUCACACGAGCAAUGCUGCGACCAAUCAAAACCACUCUGAGGGAUGUACAGGCAAAAAUCAAGUCAUUGCUCCCGAGCGACGCAGUUCUGGUGGGCCACUCGUUGAACAACGACCUCAUGGCUCUGAAACUCAUCCACCCACACGUUAUCGACACCUCGCUGCUCUACAGGAGAGAGUUUGGACAGAAGUUUAAGCUCAAGGUCCUGGCUGAGGCGGUGCUGAAGAGGCAAAUACAAACUGAAGAGAAGACGGGUCAUAAUCCUGUCGAGGAUGCUGUGGCAGCCCUGGAGCUGGCCCAGUACUUUAUUAAAACAGGACCUCGCCAGGUUGUAGAAGUUCAUCUGGAGGAGCUGUGGGGAUACACGAUCGAGGAGGAGUCAUCGGAGUCUGCUCCUGCACCUACGCCAAGUCUCAGGUUUGCUGAUAUACUGCAGACACUUGGCCGACCAGUCGCUUAUUUAGGAAAGCGCUCUGACAUCACGCUGGAUCUGUCCAAUCAGCAGUGGCACAACUCGGACAAAGAGGUGCUGAUCUCCUUCAGGACAAAAACUCAGUGUCCCUUUCUCUCCGUGCUCCAGUUUUCUUCCAUCUCAGACCAUCUGAAGAGAUGUCUCCCUUCACCAGAGCUCCAGCACCAGAAGGUGUGUGCAAACCUUCGGGAGAUGUGUGUAGUGUUUGCCGGCCCGUUCCCCGCGGGCUUCUCUGAGGAGGAAGUGAAGCGGCUGUUUUGUUGCUGCGGACCUGUUCGGAAAAUCAAAAUGUUGAACACAACUUUCAGGGUUCAUGCAGAGGUAGAGUUUGUGCUGCUGGAGGGAGCUGUGCUGGCUUUGAAAACUCUCAACGGAUUUAAUAUACAAGGACAGUCCAUCAAGGUACAGAGGCCUGUCAAUGAGUCCAUGCUGGAUUUGGAUCUGACUCUUGAUGCUCUGAUGGAUCACAGCUCAAACUCUGGUCACAUCUAUGCUGUUAAAUUAAAGUCUAGUACAGCUGAGAGUAUACCAGCUUCUGAAAAAAUCAAUGGACACAUGUUGGAUGUUAGGUGUUCAGGCGUCAGAAUAAACGGUACACAUCUGCAGUCUACAAAGUCCAAACUGUGUGAGGAGACGAUCAGAGAGACAUUCAGUAACUUAGGUUCAGUGGAGAGAGUACACCUUCCCGCAAAACCUGGAAAAUAUUCAAGACAUGCUUACAUACAGUUUGAGAGUUCAGAAGACAAACAUGCAGCCCUCAGUGCCUCUGAAGAUCUUCUGAAGAGAAACUACCUCAUCUGUCCAUGCCUCACUCCUCUCCAUUUAUCAUCAUGGAUUACAACGGCGACAAACAGCGUGGAUCCAGGCAAGGAGACAGCAGAAGACAAGGAGAUGACCCACAUCAAUAACAGCUCUCAGGAUCAGGAAAUGGAUCUUCUAAUGCGGAAGUUGGACCGCCGUCUGGGGAAGCUCUUCAGGUCUCUGUCAGACGACACCUUAUCAGUGGUUGUGCUGCCCGGACUCACAAGUGCUCAUGGCCACGUUCCUGGUUUGUGCCUAAUGGAGGUCAAGAAAGCAUCCUGAGGAGAUGUGGCCUCGCCCUCGAUGGAGGUUUUAAGUCAAUAGCAAGUUGAACCUGACUUUUGGUCUCGCACGUGGGGGUUGGGUUUUUGUCACCUGCUCUCUCAAGAUUUCAUCUGGGUUUUCAUAGACUGGCACUCUCUGCAUCACCUGCACCAUGGUCUUCACUUCCUUUGUUGAAGGUACAGCCUGGCAGCCAUAUGUGGCGAGGAGGCUCAUCUUCCUGGACUUCAUUCCCUGGAUUCUCCACCUGUCUUCUUCUUUUACAGCAAGAGCUGACGAUGAUGAUGGCUAUGAUGGCAAUGAAGACUGUGACCCCAGAGACUGUUGCAGGAAUCACAAUUUCCUGGGGGUCUUGAAACCUGAGAACUACCAGGCACUGGGUGAUACCCACACGGUUUUGGCUGGUACAGAUCAAGUUCCCUGGGCAACUUCUUGGGGGAUUUUUUAGUCACCGCUAGCGGGAUCAACAAUGGAAUCAAAGGGGACAUGGGAGGGCUGCUUUUUGUAGGACAUCUUAAUACCACCUUGUUAUUCAACCCAACCACACCCUGCACAUGACACAUUUAGUUGGUCUCUUCAUCACAUUCAGGUGAAUGAUGCAGGUCUUGAUCUCAGGGGAGUUUUCUUAUUUGGCACAUGUAUGUGUUUGUUUCUGUCACUUCUAAAUUACUUGUCCUUAUAGACACAUUUCCAAUGGCAGGGUUAAGUGACUCAAAUUGAACUCUAUGCCCACACUGUUCAAAUUGGUCAUAGAUGCGAUUUGCAGUAAACCAAAUGAUGACUGGCCCUUCCAUUCAAUGUCAAGUGCUCCCAAGUCCUCAGGAGCAAGGCUGAAGUGACAACUCAGCAUACCACUGUCUCCAACUGCUGCAUAUGUUGGUGACUGGGAACUUGAGAUUAUCUGCAAUCUGAAAGAUUGCUGUGGAGUGAAAGGGAAAAAUAAGAGCAAUAUCCAGUAGCGCCAUAUCCUGAACCUGGAGAUGUGAUGUUUUCAGUUAUGUCGUUUGAUGGCUAAUGCCCUUGGGAUUGGCAUCUUUAUUAUCUUCUCUGCAGUGUGGUCCAAAAAGAAAAAAAGAAAGAAAAAGAAAAUCCACACCUUGUAUUUUUAAACUCAGAGACUUCACAAUGUGCAUGAUUAUUUCCAUGAUCUGGAAAUAAAAUACAAAUGUCUGCCAUGUUAGAAAGUUGUUUACAUGCUGUAUUUAUAUUAUACCAGCCUUAAAUGUUUGGUAUAUUUGUAUAAAAUUGAAUUUGUUCUAUUUGCAAAAAGAAAUCUGUAUUACACCAGCUGGAGAGAAGCCUGAAGAUCUUCUGGAUACAGGACUGUGACCUUAAAAGAAGAUCUGACAAACCAUGGUUUGAUCAUAAUUGUGAUUCAAUCAUGUUAUUUAACAUAAAAUAAGAUGUCUUUAGAAAUAAGGGGAUCCAUCCAUCCAUCCAUCCAUUUUCAACAUUGUUAUCCCGUUAGGGAUUGUGCAGCUGGGGGAGAGGCGGGGUACACUCUGGACUGGUCGCCAGUAGAGGUGGGAGAAAAAAAUCUAUUCUUAGAUGCAUUGUGAUGUGGCGGUGGAAAAUUCUGAAACAAUUUAUAAAUGUCAAAUAAUUGAUAAUAAUUUAAAUAUUUUAUACUGUGGAGAAACAGAAAGGUUGGACUCUGACAUGCAGCAAGAUUUAGAUUACCAGUUGUUCAUAUGUGAAAAAGGACAUUUUUAUGUUUGUUAUUUUAGAUAUGUUAAAAGGAAAGGAUACUGCUACCUUUGGUUCAGUGCAAUUGUGCAUUUCCAGUUUACACACUUCACAUCUUCCGUUAGAGGAUAGUGGUCUCUUUUUUUAAAACACAAAUUAAUGUUUUUAUUUACAGAAAUGUAAAAAAAAAAAAAAAAAACAAGUGCAUCAAAUGCAUCAAUAAUCGAUUAAGAACCAAAUCAUAGCAAUUGUAAUCGAAUUGGACCGUGAGGUGGCUAAAGAUUCCCACCUUUUGUCGCCAGUCGAUCGCAGGGCUGACACAGAGUUACCAGUUAACCCAGAAAGUCUUUGGGGGUGGGAAGAAGCCAGAGUACCUGGAGAACCAACACAUAAGAAGGGAAAGCAUGCAAACUCCACACAGAAAGGAAGUGAACCAGGAACCUUCGUGCUGUGAAGCAACAACGCUAACCCCUACACCACCAUGCAGCCUGCAAAUAAGGGGAUGAAAUGUUUAAAUAUUUAAGCAGUAUUUAUCUCUUACG